Molecule: messenger RNA, 1760 nt
Organism: Trifolium pratense (red clover)
Lineage: Eukaryota; Viridiplantae; Streptophyta; Magnoliopsida; Fabales; Fabaceae
Product: BTB/POZ and MATH domain-containing protein 2-like
Exons: 4
Coding region: 268-1512 (414 amino acids)
Biological process (GO): protein ubiquitination
Molecular function (GO): protein binding
Source: RefSeq, a predicted model, not a curated record
CACACAUCACUUUUCAACUUUCCUUUAUCACCACCACCACCAUCCAUUUUUUUUUCUCUUCCUUUAUCUCUUCUACUAUUUCCCAAAUCCAAACCCUAGAAAUUCAAUCUCUCAAAAUCACCCUAUAUUUUUUCACCAAAAUCUCGCUUUUUCUCGAUAAUCAUUCUCACCCGAUCCAAUUUUCCAUAGAUCGGGUUUAGAUAAUUAGAUUUAGAUUCCCAUUUUCAAGCUUCAACACAUUGUUGCUGAUUCUGAUUCAGUUCUCGUAUGGGUAAGAUUCUGAGAGAAACAUCGAGGCCUUCCUCAAAUUCAUCACCGGCAUCACCUUCUUCAGGUCCGGCAACAACUUCAUCGACAUCGAUAACCGAAACGGUUAAAGGUUCUCACAGGUUCAAGAUUUCGGGGUAUUCGUUAUCGAAAGGGAUUGGAAUUGGGAAGUACAUAGCAUCGGAGAUAUUUUCUGUUGGUGGUUACGAUUGGGCGAUUUAUUUCUAUCCUGAUGGGAAAAGUUUGGAGGAUAAUGCUACGUAUGUGUCGCUUUUCAUAGCGCUUGCAAGCGAAGGAACUGAUGUUAGGGCACUUUUUGAAUUGACACUUUUGGAUCAGAGUGGGAAAGAGAGGCAUAAGGUUCAUAGCCAUUUUGAGAGAACGUUGGAGAGUGGACCUUACACGUUGAAAUAUCGUGGUAGCAUGUGGGGAUACAAAAGAUUUUUCAAGAGAGUGUCACUAGAGACAUCAGAUUACCUUAAAGAUGACUGCCUUAGUGUUAAUUGUAGCGUUGGUGUCGUGAGGUCACACACAGAGGGCCCUAAAACAUUUUCAAUUGCAAUACCACCUUCUACUAUUGGUCACCAGUUCGGGAAGCUACUGGAAAGUGGAAAGGACAGUGAUGUGAGUUUUGAAGUGAAUGGUGAAAUUUUUGCAGCUCAUAAAUUGGUACUAGCUGCUCGAUCAGCUGUUUUUAGAGCUCAACUUUUUGGUCCUAUGAAAGAUAAGAAUACACAAUGUAUAAAAGUUGAAGACAUGGAGGCUCCAGUUUUCAAGGCAUUGCUUCAUGUUAUAUAUUGGGACUCACUGCCUGACAUGCAAGAGCUUACUGGGAUUAACUCAAAAUGGGCAACUACCUUGAUGGCUCAGCAUCUGCUAGCAGCAGCUGAUCGGUAUGGCUUAGAUAGACUUAGGCUGAUGUGUGAAGCAAGUUUAUGUGAAGAUGUUGCAAUAAACACUGUGGCUACAACUUUAGCUUUGGCAGAGCAGCAUCAUUGUUUCCAGCUGAAAGCAGUCUGUCUGAAAUUCAUUGCAAGGCCUGAAAAUCUCAGAGCUGUGAUGCAAACUGAUGGUUUCGAGUAUUUGAAGGAAAGUUGUCCAUCUGUUUUGACUGAGCUUUUGGAGUAUGUGGCCAGAUUUACUGAGCAUUCAGACUUCCUGUGCAAGCAUAGGAACGAAGCAAUACUUGAUGGCAGCGAUGUAAAUGGAAGGCGGGUGAAACAAAGAAUAUACUGUGAAAAAUGACCAGGUCUUCAUAGAACCCUGUUCCACUCACAUUCAAAGAUUACAGUGAGCCAUGGAUAGAGGGAGAUGACAAUCAUUUAUAGGAUUAGUGGCAAUUUUUAUUUGUCGUAGCUUAGUCCAUGUCUAGAUGUAAAUGUAAUGUGUUUGGUGGCUGUUUCAGGUUUGUCUUGGAUAGGUUUCUCACGUUCUCUAAUAUUUUGUUCUCUUGUAGUAACCUUGUCUGCAAAGAAAAGUAUUGAUGACUCCCA